Messenger RNA from Metschnikowia bicuspidata var. bicuspidata NRRL YB-4993, 456 nucleotides. RefSeq names its product Ubc15p (gene UBC15). The record is from RefSeq and is a predicted model, not a curated record. Gene Ontology annotation, biological process: proteasome-mediated ubiquitin-dependent protein catabolic process; protein polyubiquitination. The transcript has a single exon. Bases 1 to 456 code for a protein of 151 amino acids. Gene Ontology annotation, molecular function: ubiquitin conjugating enzyme activity. Lineage: Eukaryota; Fungi; Ascomycota; Pichiomycetes; Serinales; Metschnikowiaceae. Gene Ontology annotation, cellular component: nucleus.
AUGUCACACCGUUUUGCCCGCAGGCUUCUCAAAGAACACCAGGCAUUUGAAAAUGCAGGCUUACCUGGUAUAGAAAUGUUGCCUGGCAGCGACAUCACUGAAUAUGAGGUGAUAAUGUGCGUCGACAAUCAGCUCUACGCGGGCGAAAAAUUUCUUUUGCUGAUUCACAUCGGCAACGAAUACCCCGUGGAGCCUCCUCUGGUGAAGUUCCUUUCCAAAGGUGAUCAUGCAGUGCCCUUGCAUCCGCAUAUUUACUCGAACGGGCAUAUUUGCCUCAAUGUUCUAGGCAAGGACUGGACACCCGCAUGCAAUGUGGAAAGCGUCGUGCUCAGCGUGCAAAGUAUGCUCAGUACGAACGAAUUGGCCGAGCGGCCACCUGAUGAUGACCGGUAUGUGCGCCUGGCUCCGAAGGAUCCGAAGAACGGUCGUUUUGUGUACCAUGACGAUACUGUGUGA